This is a messenger RNA of Theobroma cacao (cacao), 2184 nucleotides long. Lineage: Eukaryota; Viridiplantae; Streptophyta; Magnoliopsida; Malvales; Malvaceae. The record is from RefSeq and is a predicted model, not a curated record.
AAAGAUAAAGCGUAGCGGUCAUAAAUCAAACCAGAGUCGGAGGGGAGUCCUUGUUCUGGUAAAAACCCCAAACCCGCCACGCGCCCUUUCGCUCUCUCUCUCUCGCUCUCUCUUCCAUUCCAAGAAACCUCUCCCUUCUUCGCAAUCGCAGCUCUUCUCGUUCUCACCAACUCAGCAAACUCUCAUCUAUCUGACCCAUCUAUCAGCGCCGACUACCCCACACUUGUUCAUUUCCCUCUUUGGAGUCGAGAUCCACUCGCUUCUUCCCCAACUCACUCCGCUUCUACCGAGUCAAGAUUCUUCCCUUGCUUACAUUGUAAAUAUCCUUUUGUAAUUCUUUCUUUUUUGGUCUCAUUUCUUUGUGCCGACUGAUAUUCCACCGUCGCUUUCUUUCUCUCUCUCUCUCUCUCUGGAUAUCAUCGUUCUCGCUGCUAUUUGUCUAAUUGGCCAAGAUCCGUUUACUCGUGAUAUUUUGACUCGGGUUCGGCUAUAAACCGACUCCAAAAUUUGGGUUAAUUUGUGUUUUUCUUCGAGAUCCAUGAACUCGUCUUUGAGACUCAGUGUGAGUUCAGAGCAAAUCAAGGAUCGGGCCGAGUUGUAGUUGACGUAGAAUAGAGGCAUCCCCGUGAGAAUUAGGGUUUUGAAAAGUUUUUUUUUUUAAGUGUAAGGUUAGAGUAUGGCGGCUGCGCGGAGCUGGAGCGAAGGCAUGUCCUCGGAUAAUGUUAAGGGCUUGGUUUUAGCGCUUUCUUCCAGUUUUUUUAUUGGGGGAAGUUUCAUUGUUAAGAAAAAGGGCUUGAAGAAAGCCGGUGCUUCUGGCAUCAGGGCAGGGAAUUUAAUUCACCAAUGCUGGCAUUAAUCGAUUUGAGCUCUUGUCAAUCUAGUGUGGAAAUUGUUUUGAGGAAACUAAUCUACAGGAGUUGGAGGGUAUUCUUACUUGCUUGAGCCACUUUGGUGGGCCGGCAUGAUAACAAUGGUCGUGGGGGAAAUUGCUAAUUUUGCAGCUUAUGCAUUUGCACCAGCUAUAUUGGUCACUCCUCUUGGUGCUCUCAGCAUCAUUAUCAGUGCUGCACUUGCGCAUAUAAUUUUACGGGAAAAGUUACAUACUUUUGGAAUUCUUGGUUGUGUUUUGUGUGUGGUGGGCUCUACAACAAUUGUUUUGCAUGCUCCCCCAGAACGUCAGAUUGAAUCUGUAACAGAAGUUUGGGAUCUUGCUACAGAGCCAGGGUUUCUCUUUUACACAGCUUUGGUCUUAACAGCUGUCUUUAUACUUAUAUUCCACAUUGUUCCACAAUAUGGACAAACACACAUUAUGGUUUACAUUGGAGUUUGCUCUCUUGUGGGUUCCAUUUCGGUCAUGAGUGUUAAAGCACUUGGUAUAGCCUUGAAGUUAACCUUUUCGGGAAUGAACCAGCUUAUAUACCCGCAAACAUGGGCCUUUACUUUAGUUGUGGUUACUUGUGUGCUUACCCAAAUGAAUUAUUUAAACAAGGCGCUUGAUACUUUCAACACAGCUGUUGUUUCUCCUAUAUACUAUGUUAUGUUCACAUCACUUACCAUUUUGGCUAGUGUAAUCAUGUUUAAGGAUUGGGAUAGGCAGAAUCCAACUCAGAUUAUAACAGAGAUGUGUGGAUUUGUGACUAUCCUUUCAGGAACUUUUCUUCUUCACAAAACCAAGGAUAUGGUUGAUGGUCCAAGUUUGACAGCAUCUUUGUCCUUGCGGUCGUUAAAGCAUGAAGAAGAGGAUGGCUUUGGUGAAGGCAUCCCUCUUAAACGGCAGGAUUCAUUGAGAAUGCCUUAAUUGAAAUGUUAGGUCAUCAUGGCCAUUCCUACAAAGCUCAAAUAGCUUCUGGGGAGAAACCUCGUCGAUGUCAACUUGUAUUUUAUGACCAACUUAUGCCACCCUAUUCAUUUUUUGGAGGCUGUUAGAGGAGGUGAGAUUUCCUGUGGCUCCUUUUUCCCUUCGCUUCAUGAUGAGACGAUAGUUUACAGCUUUUUGCCUUGUAUACGCUAUCCGCCCCAGUUCAUACAGGAAAUAUGGCCCACGUAAUCUUGAGCAUGGUGAUUAUACAUAGUGUAAUCUUUUGCUUUAUUCUGCCAACAAUUGGGUGGAUUCUCACCAUGUGAACUGGGAAAAACUCAAAAGGAAUCAAAUGCAUGCAUGUCUAUCGCAUUUUUCAUUUGGUA